Prorocentrum cordatum is the source of this 411-nucleotide messenger RNA. The record is from the annotation of a GenBank genome assembly. Lineage: Eukaryota; Dinophyceae; Prorocentrales; Prorocentraceae.
AUGACCUAUUCGAUCUCGUGCGAGGCCGAUUGCUACGCGAAUGGCUACCAGUACUGGGGGGAAUGCGCAAGUGAAUGUGACUGCCUGGACACCUGGGACCCGGUCCGUGGAUACGAUGGCAUGACCUAUUGGAAUUCGUGCGAGGCCGAUUGCUACGCGAAUGGCUACCAGUUCUGGGGGGAGUGCUACACGUUGUUCUGCGAUGCGUGUGCAGACUCGGACCGGGAUUGUGAAGGUUACGCCGCUUGCGACGACGGGUACACUGCUGAGCCGGGUGAUUAUUGCGUGCCAGGUUGCUCUCAAUUCGCUCAAUACAUGUGUUUCGGGUGUUUUAUCAUUCCCACGAGUACUGCUCCUGCAUGCAGCAGCGCCUCCAUGAUAGUCCUGUUGGUGUCAGCGUUGCUGCGGUGA